AUGCAGGGGAAACGCAGCGCGCAACGCGUGCAGAACGCCCGUCUACCCAACACGCUAUUGCUAGCGGUAUUUUUGCUGCCGCGCUUCAGCGCGUGCACUGCUAUAGCCGUAGAUACGGCGGACGGUGGCAGCAAUAAGCUACAAUUCGAGCAACCAGCUCAGCCGCUGCAGGAUCACACGCAGACGCAUUUUUUGCCAAAUCGCACGGGAAUUGUGCAACUCUUCGAAUGGAAGUUCGCCGAUAUAGCGACGGAGUGUGUACAGUUUUUGGGGCCGCAGGGUUACGCGGGUGUACAGGUCUCGCCCGUCGCGGAGCAUUUGGUGGUGCGCUCGGAGUCCAUGCAGCAACCGUGGUGGGAACGCUAUCAACCGCUCUCAUUUCAAAUAGUGUCGCGCUCUGGCGGUGAGGCCAAGUUUGAGCAAAUGUCACAAGCUUGUAAUGCCGCCGGUGUGCGCGUCUAUGUCGAUGUGGUGCUCAAUCAUAUGGCAGGCGCUUAUAAUCAGGCGACAGCUAGCGGUCAGCAGUUGCUUGAGGGUUACGCCGGUUCGACUGCCAAUGCCAGCUCAUAUGAGUUUACUGCGUUGCCGUUCACUAGCCGUCACUUUCAUAAACCAUGUACGUUGACAAAUUACAUGGAUGCUCAUGUGGUGCGGAAUUGCGAGCUGCAUGGUUGGCCCGAUUUGAAUCAUUAUCGUCUGGAUGUGCGCGCUAAUUUGACGGAGUUUCUGAAUCGAUUGGUGGACUUAGGUGUAGCCGGGUUUCGUGUGGAUUCGGCGAAAUAUAUUUGGCCGAUUGAUAUUAAGCUCCUCUUCCAGGGCGUCAAAAAUCUGAAUAGCGAGGCUUUUGAUUUUCCCGAAAACGCCCGACCAUUUGUUUACCAAGAUGUCGUAGACUUAGGAGUCGACUCCGUAUCAAAAACGGAGUACUCCAGCUAUGGCAUGGUCACUGACUAUUUGUAUGCCGCCGUUUUGGCUAACAUUAUUAAUGGCAGGGCGCCGUUAAGCACACUAAUAAAUUGGGGCCCUGCAAUGGGGUUCCUGCCACAUCAGCAGGCGCUCGUCUUCGUUGACAGUCAUGAUGGACAGCGAGACCGUAACCUUUUGGGCGCUAAUCAGCUGAUCUCCUACAAACAACCAAGGAAAUACAUCAUAGCAACCGCAUUCAUGUUGGCACAUCCAUAUGGUCGGGUUAAACGGAUUAUGAGCUCGUAUUACUUUGCUGCGCAGCACCCUGAGCAAGGACCGCCAUUCGAGGAAGGUAAGGAGCAAGAGGCGGAUGCUGAAGCAGAUGCCAGUGUGGCAGCAGAAGGUGGUGACGCAGCGGAAGGUGGUGAGGCAGCAGAAGGUAGUGAGGCAGCAGAGGGUAGCGAGAAUGCAGAGGGUAAUGAGGCUGCGGAAGAAAAUGUAGAACCAGCGGAAGGUGACGAACAGGCAGUUGAGGGUGGUGACGAUGCUACAAGUAUUGCAGCGACCUCAUCACACAUACGCUCACCGACUUUUGAUGCUUCAAGUGGACGUUGUGAGUAUGCCUCUGGUUGGGUGUGUGAACAUCGUUGGCCGCCCAUCGCACAAAUGAUACAGUUGGUGAAUACGCUUAGCGAAGUGGAGGAUGGCGUCAUGAAUUUUCAAACGGGCGGUCCGAAUCACAUAGCCUUCUGUCGUGGCAACAAAGCAUUCUUUGUUUUUAAUAGCGAUCUUCAGUUGGCUUAUGAUGCCGAUGUUGAGACUUGUCUACCGAGUGGUACGUAUUGUGAUGUGAUUAGUGGUGGACGUGCGGAGAAUGGUGCAUCUAGAAUGGAUUGUACAGGCAAGCGUGUUACAGUCGGAGCGGAGGGUAGAGCGCAUAUUAUGGUGCCAGCUGUGUUGGGCAUUGAUGAAGAGGGCGCUGCGGUCGGAAGUGAUUAUGAUGAAACGGAUGUGGAAGCGAAUGAUGCCUACGUAAUCGCAGCUGGUACGGAAGGCGAAUUUGGUGUGAUGGCCAUAUGUGUAGGAUCGAGAUUAGAUAACGAAGCGCAGACAGACGGCGGUAAAACAUCGCUGGGUGGAGAUGAAGACGAAACUGUAACAGAAAUAGUAACAGAAGAUGAUGAAGAGGACUCGGUUGACGCAGAGAGUGUGACGGAAACAGUGGAUGUGACUAAAGAGGUUGUAUCUGCUGAAGAACAGGAGGAUGCGGUGGUAGAGAGGAAGAACGCUAAGCUUGAGGAAGUCGCAACCAAUGCUAGCGUUGAAAAUGAGAAUGCAGAAGCGGAGACACCAGCUGUAGAUACCGCUGCAGCCGAUCAAGUAGCUGAGGAACAAGUUAGCGAAGAGGGGAAAGAUGAGCAGCCAGCAGUUGACGAAGAAGAGCCAGCUGUAGACGGAGACCAAGAGAAGAUGGACGAAACUGAGGGACAAGUUAGCGAAGACGGAGAAGAUGAGCAGCCGCGAGUUGACGACGAAGAGCCAGCUCUAGACGAAGACCAAGAGAAGAUGGACGAAGCAGCGACAGAGCCAACUGGGGAAAUAGAAGUAGCAGUUGAGGAUGAGACCGCAGCAACAGAGGCGAUUAACAAUUCUUCUUUCAGUGAAGACGCAAGUAAUGAUGAUACAGUCACAGCUGCUGAUACAGCUGCAACAGAAGCGAAUGGAGACCAAUUUGCUCGUAAUGUAACUGGAAUGCGAGUUGGCUUAGUAAAUAUAGAGAAAGUCGUUAAGGAGCUCGAAAACAAUGCGGGCGACGAUAAUGGAUCAGGAAUAGCGACAGCAGUUAAGGACAUGGCCAAUAGCGUUGCAGAGAAAACAAAGGAGGUCAUUGCCAAGGCCGGCUUCACCAACAAUAGGGGCACACGCAGCGCACAAAGCGAACAAUUUUGCAGUUUACUGAUACUAAUCAGCAACAUUUUAAUAAAUUUGUAGAGCACUCAGAGCAAGCGAUAU
Bactrocera latifrons is the source of this 2919-nucleotide messenger RNA. RefSeq lists its product as uncharacterized. Gene Ontology annotation, molecular function: alpha-amylase activity; cation binding. Gene Ontology annotation, biological process: carbohydrate metabolic process. The transcript is spliced from 8 exons. NCBI's taxonomy places the organism in Eukaryota, Metazoa, Arthropoda, Insecta, Diptera, Tephritidae. The coding region runs from base 1 to 2898 and encodes 965 amino acids. The record is from RefSeq and is a predicted model, not a curated record.